AUGACUUGUAAACAAAUGUGAAAACUCAUCAAAACUGUUAUAAAUAUAAUGUUUACAAAAUUUUGCUCAUUGUAUAACAUGUUUGCACCCACAGGAACAACUUUUGAUGCCAUUUGACAUUGAAACAUUGUUCAAUUGCAUCUGUACAGUUCUGUAUUGUAUAUAUACAGUAAUUUGACAAGUUGAGAACGCAGGAAAAGGCAUUUAUUGAGAAAAGAAAUGGAUGAACCUGUUCAAAAAAAGUUGCGUUUUUCCAAAAAUAAUAGUAAUUCAACAGAGCCUGACAGUUGUCAGAACAGUUUUGAAAGUCAGGAAAAUGGAACACUAGAGUAUGACCUUGACAUUGGUUUAAAUGGGGACCAACUAAAUGAGGUUUCCAGCUCUGAAUCAGUGACUAUUAAUCAUGAUACAGUCAAUGAUGAUUCAGCUGAAAAUAAUAUAGCUGACACAUCAGCUGGUACAUCUUUAUCGAAAGUUGAAUCGGUUGUAAGAGAUGCUAAAACAAUAACUAGUGUAAUACCUGAUGUUGAUGAAGAUGAUGUUUAUAAUAAAAUUCUUCAAAGAAGAGCUGCAAAGAACAGGAUCGACAUUGUCACAAAUGAAGUUUUAGAAGAAACUAUUGUUAAGCAGGGAGGUACUUCUGAAUCAGUGGAAAACCAAGCUGUGAGUAGCUCUAGCGAUGAACUUUUUAAAGAUGUAGCUGAAAUACUUAUCAAGCAUCCUGAUGUUGACCCAAGUUAUGUGUACGACAUGCUUGAGAAAGAAAAUGACAAGAAAGACAGAAUUGAUAUUGUAUUGAAAGAGUUGUUAAAAACAAUUACACCGAAAGAAAUACUAAACAGAUCACCAGAGCAUUCCGUUUCAAACAGUGUUUCAGAUUCAAGCGUUAGUGCAAGUGUUAAUGGAAUUGAUCUGUUAAGUGACCCAGACUUUAAGAAAAAUCCCUUGUACAGAGAUUUAAGAACACUGCGUAAGGUUUUACCUGAUGUUAACCAGAAUGAACUGUAUGCAUACCUUGAAGCACAUUUUUACGAGCCAAACAGGGUGCAAAUUGUAAUUGAUGAGUUAACGAAAUCUGAUAGUCAAGAAUCAGUGCAUUCCGAAAAGGAAACAGUUACAGAUGACAGAGGUAAAGCUCCUCAGACAGCAGAAGAUAGGCUUCAACUUGAUUUCAAAGCACUAAAAGAUAUAAUCCGAGAUUGUGAUCCAAACUUUCUGUUCGAGAAGCUGGUGACAAUGGAUAGUGAUAAGGAAAGAGUUCAUAAAAUUGCAGCAGAGCUACUGGAAAAACGUGAUUACCCAAAGCUUAAAGAUGUUCUUGAACAUGAAAGACAAAAUGCAGAAAAGAAACGUAUUACAGAAAUGAAGUUUGACUUGCAAGAUUUUCUGUCUAAAUUUUCAGACCCAUUUACAUACUUUGAAAAUCUAGACAGGCCAGUUUCCGACAACUACAAGGAUCAUGUUAUGGUUUACCUGAAGAAUAUGUACCCUCAGUUAAAGGCUGGGUACAUCAAGAAGGUCGUGAAAGAGAAAAAUCACCAUCUGGCUCCGGUCGUUGCAGAGAUAGAUAUAGCUUUUCAGCCAACUCCUGGUCGUCGGUCAAAGAAGCAGCGAAUGACAAUACGGGAGCACCUGAACUACCCAGACACCCCGGACGAACCAUUCUUUCAGGAAGUACUCUUCUGUCAAAACAAGAGGCAUAUCAAAGAUCAUCUGAGGGAGGUUCGUGAACAGAAAAACAUGAAGAUUGACGCAGCCAGACAAGCCGGGGAGCUGCUAGAAUGUGGCUGUUGCUAUGACGAUGAAUGUUUGUUUGAAGACAUGGCAGCAUGCGCAGACGGACACAUAUUUUGUCAAGAGUGUGUGCGCAGAUCAGCAGAGUCUACUCUAGGAGAGGGCAAGACGAAAUUUGUCUGCCUGACAGGUACCUGUGAUGGAGAUUUCCCCUUAAGUACGCUACAGUCCGUAUUAAGCCCCGCUGUGUUUUCCAUGGCCCUUCGCAAGCUUCAGGAGGAAGAGAUUCGACAGGCGGGAAUUCCAGACCUUGUUGCCUGCCCCUUCUGCUCCUUCGCAACAAUCAUGGCUGACCCAGAAGAUAAACUGUUCAGAUGCCUGAACCCAGAGUGCCUUAAAGAGUCUUGCAGACUAUGCCAGGAACCAAACCACAUCCCACUGCGAUGUAACGAGGUGGAAAAGCAGGGGGUUACCGGUAUUCGCACGUUCAUUGAGAUGAAGGUGUCCGAGUCCAUGCUUCGUGUCUGUCCCAAAUGUCACAAGAGGUUUUACAAGUUGGAUGGAUGUAACAAGAUGACGUGCCAGUGUGGAACAACCAUGUGCUACGUGUGUCGGGAACCUCACAUUGACUACGAACACUUCAGUGACAGUCCGGGGUGCAAUGAUGACUCAAACAUGCGAGCCCUCCACCGGAAAGAGAUGAUGAAAGCUGCAGAAGAGGCGUCAUCCGAAUAUUUUGAGAAUCAUCCCGACCUUGACCUUAACAACAUGGACAUUGACCUCAGCAGUCUUGUAGAUAACAUUCUGAAAGGAAAUGAGGAAAACCAAGAUGAUUACUAUGAUGACGAGGGUGAUGCUGAUGGUGAUUAAUGAAAACAUUUUAUGUUUGUAAGUGUUAUGAAACGUCAAAUAUUGCAGCAAUUAUCACAAAGUUGGUUGCUUAUUUAACCUUUUAAUUGACUAAUAAAGGGAUUAUACAUGCAGCUGUUAAUAGGUAAGGGCACAGGGUUGUAUGGACGAAUGGAUGACUGCCUCUUGCAAGCAACCUCCGACAAGAGACCAGACAGUGAGGCUCCCAUUUGUUAAAUUCACAAUGAUGAUACAUUAUAUAUAUCAUUCACUAUUAAUUACUGGUAGUCAAAUAAAUAUACAGGUAUAUAAAUUAACUGGAAAUCUAUGUAAAAUAAAUGUCUUUUUGCAUUUAGUCUAUUGUCAUUGACUCAUUGUAUUCACAUUCAUUCUGCAUGUCAUUUAUUGUUUAGUUAUAAAUCUUAGGUGCUUAAACAGGUAUGUGAUUUAUCGGAAAACUUUGCGGAUUUUCAACAAAAAUCAUAUAUUUAAAAAAAAAAAUAUAUAGUUUUUAGUUUGUAUAUGGUUAGUUAUUGACACUCCAGUUUGCUUCAAAUUUGAGAGUCAUGAGAGCCCUCAAAUGGUUUCUAAAAUUCCAGUUUUACUUCCGGGACAGAGGGCUUCAUACUUUUUUACCCCAAAUGGCAAUAGAGGCCAAGACGGGCAUGCAAACCCCUUAUGGUUUCAGCCCUUCAAUUGCCAGGUUGAUAAUAUCCCUGUUUAACCUCAAAGGUUGAUCCUAUAUGAUUUUGCUGGCAACAUAUAUCAGGGAUUUUAUUUAUGAGCUUUUUCUCAACUUCGCAGAAAUUUGCAGCUUCUAAAAUUAUCAGCAAGGAUAUGAAUGGUAUGUAAUUUCAUUGGAAAUUACUCAUUUUGCUGAACUUCUUUUCUUGUUUUCAUUUAUAACUUGAUAAUGUUAAGAUUUUUAUUAUUUUGGUGCAUUAUGUAUUUACAUGGAGUUGCCCAAAUUUGUAAUUGAUGACUUUUUGCUAUAAAUGUAUAUACAUUUCAGAUGAAAAACAUAUGAACUAUGAGCAUAAAAAGUCAUUGUAGUUGUUGAACAUGCACUUGUUCCUAUAAGUGUUGUGAUUCAUUUUCUUAAUAAUGGCUUUAAUGUGUGAUCAGUGUGAUGGGUACUUGUGCACUUUUUUUGUCGUUUUUUUAUGUGAGUUAUGUGAAAUACGUUUUAAACCAAAAAAUUCAUAUUAUUUACUUGUGACUGUAUGAAGAAUUCUGUGACAUGAAAUCCAUUUUGCUGAUUAAAAAUUUGUAAAUUUUCAUGACUCACUCAACAAUAUACAAGAUACAUGCAAAGCAACUGUGCACCAGAUGAUCAAUUUGCAAGAAAAAAAGAAAAUUGUCGAAAACUGUCAUAAAGUUGGUACCACUUAGUUUACAAUUUAUUUAAGUUUAGCAGUUAUUUCGUAUUUUUCCAUUAAAAAAGAUUACUGGGUAUGUCUACCUGGUAGAAUUCAUUCCCUAUGCGUGAUUUGCUAGUCGGUGUUAUCACGUGAUAUUACCGAGUUAGGUGUAUAGCUAAGUGCACAAGAACUGUUACUUUUGCUUCCAUAUUUUUAGAGUGAUUGCCCUUUGUUAUUUUUCAUGCUUAAUGUUUUGUCCGGGGCAUAUCUUGUAGAAUAUAAGAGUUAUCAACUUGAAACUUCAUAUGUAGAUAGAUCUCAUGGAGGGCAAGUGCAGUGCACAAUAACAGUAACUCAUGCUUUCUUAGUUUUAAAGAUAUUGCCCUUUCUUAAUUUUCAUGCUUAAAGUUUUGUCCGGGGCAUAUCUUGAAGAAUAUAAGAGGUAUCAACUUGAAACUUCAUAGCUAGAUAGAUCUCAUUGAGGGCAAGUGCAGUGCACAAGAACUGUUACUCUUGCUGCCAUAUUUUUAGAGUUAUUGCCCUUUGUUAAUUUUCUUGCUUAGGUUUUGUCCGUGGCAUAUCUCGUAAACUAUAGGAGUUAUCAACCUGAAACUUAUUCCGUAGAUAUAUCUGAUUGAGGGAAAGUGCAGUGCACUAAAACCGUAACUCUUGCAUCUAUACGUUUAGAGUUAUUGCCCUUUGUUAAUUUUCAUGCUUCAAGUUUUGUCCGGGGCAUAUCUUGAAGAAUAUAAGAGGUAUCAACUUGAAACUUCAUAGCUAGAUAGAUCUCAUUGAGGGCAAGUGCAGUGCACAAGAACUGUUACUCUUGCUGCCAUAUUUUUAGAGUUAUUGCCCUUUGUUAAUUUUCUUGCUUAGGUUUUGUCCGUGGCAUAUCUCGUAAACUAUAGGAGUUAUCAACCUGAAACUUAUUCCGUAGAUAUAUCUGAUUGAGGGAAAGUGCAGUGCACUAAAACCGUAACUCUUGCAUCUAUACGUUUAGAGUUAUUGCCCUUUGUUAAUUUUCAUGCUUCAAGUUUUGUCCGGGGCAUAUCUUGAAGAAUAUAAGAGGUAUCAACUUGAAACUUCAUAGCUAGAUAGAUCUCAUUGAGGGCAAGUGCAGUGCACAAGAACCGUAACUCUUGCUGCCAUAUUUUUAGAGUUAUUGCCCUUUGUUAAUUUUCAUGCUUAGGUUUUGUCCGUGGCAUAUCUUGUAAACUAUAGGAGUUAUCAACCUGAAACUUAUUUCCGUAGGUAUAUCUGAUUGAGGGAAAGUGCAGUGGACAAAAACUUUAACUCUUGCAUCUAUAUGUUUAGAGUUAUUGCCCUUUGUUAAUUUUCAAGCUUAAAUUUUGUCCGGGGCAUUUCUCGAAAACUAUAAGAGUUAUCAACUUGAAACUUUAUAGAGAUAGAUAGAUCUUAUUGAAGGGGAUCGCAGUGCACAAAAACUGUAUCUCUUGCUUCCAUAUUAGAGUUAUUGCCCUUUGUAAAUUUUCAUGUUUAACUUUACCUUGCACACUUUUUUAGCUCACCAGAGCACGAAGUGCUCAAGGUGAGCUAUGGCUUAACUUUGUUACCUUCAGUUCAAAUGCCACCUACACUUGAAAGUUAAAUGGCAACAUAUCAUUGUCUAUAAAUCAAUAAAAUGCCAAUCUAACAGCUAUAAUGUUGACAGUAAAUAAUUCGUCAGGCGACACAUCCGACUCCCGGAGUUCUAGUUUUACAAUUAUGAUAUCAAAGCGUAACACAUUCUAUUAAAUAAUUGUCCUGAAAUUUGUUACAGAAAAAAACCUUUUUUGGUGCCAAUCUGGUGUACAGCCCCUUUCAGACUUUUGUUGAAAAUAAUGGUAUUAUAUUGAUGUUUGUUAUAUACAUGUAAAUUAAUAAAUAAAUUUUGAAUCGUAUAAUAUAAAAUAUAUUCAAUUGAAAUUCUUCAUUCAUUAUUGUGUCAAUCUAGUAUUCUAUAAAUAUAUUGGUCUAAUUAUAAUAAAUUAUAUUUAUAUAAUAAAUUAUUUUGUUUUGCAAGUACUUUUACAUUGGCAUGGGAAUUGUCUGAUUGUUUUAAUCAUUCAUUAUUAAUAUGUACUUGAAUCGUUCAGAAAUCAUGACUACUUUCUGUGUUAUUUAUGUUUAUUUAAUUGUUAUUAUCCCUUAUUUUGAAAUAAAUAAGUAGAUAUUUUGAAGUACUCUGUAUGACACAUAUCGGUAAAUGAGAUAAAUAUUUAUGUUAUUGUUGUCACCAUGACUGUAACGGCCAUAUUUAGGCAUUAAUAUUCCGCUUAAGCCUAUAAACUUUGAAGUUGAACUUUGUUCCGGAAUCAUUAUUAUUACUAAUCUAAAUUGAAGUACCCCACAGUGUCAUUUUAAUCCUAUAUACGUUUAGUUAAGAAGGCCAUUAAAAUUACUUUGUUGUGUAAUUUCAUUUUAUUUUGCAAUGUGAUAAUUUAUUGUUACAAGUAUUAUCUAUUCAUACAGAAAAUAAUUAUUUGUUAUAAACAUAUACAUACAACAUUCACUGUGAUUAAAUUGCAUGUGUGCGUACAAUUGUUUGAUCCACAUCGUGCAAUGCUCGUCGUAUGAUAUAAAGUUGUUAUACAGUCUCCUUUUGAUCUAUCAUUAAAUGUUG
Messenger RNA from Mya arenaria, 6567 nucleotides. RefSeq names its product E3 ubiquitin-protein ligase RNF216-like. Gene Ontology annotation, molecular function: zinc ion binding. The transcript has 9 exons. NCBI's taxonomy places the organism in Eukaryota, Metazoa, Mollusca, Bivalvia, Myida, Myidae. The record is from RefSeq and is a predicted model, not a curated record. The coding region runs from base 220 to 2604 and encodes 794 amino acids.